AUGGCUGAAUUUUCGAUUGAUAAAGUGUGUCAAGCAAUCCAAGUUUUCAAUUAAGGGCAAGUUGAAUAGGCUGAUAGUUUUCUGAGAAGCUUCUCAUAAUCAAAUGAGGCUUGGGGAAUUUGCAUUCAAAUAUUGUAAUCGAAUCCAGAUCCAUCAUUGGUGUUUCAAUUAUUGCGUAUUUUGCAAUCCAAAAUUCUUUAUGACUUCAGUACUUCUAAUCUAAUCAUUCAUUAGUUUCACUUACUCCCUCAGAAGUGCAGCAGAUAUAUUAGAAUUGCAUCCAAAUCAUACUUCACUACAGCGUAUAAAAUUAAAAAUCAACUAGAAUAUAAUGUGUACUUAUGUUCAUCUAUUUAUACUUGUACACGUACUCACAGCAAACCAAAUCGAUACUAGAGUAAUCCUAUUAUUAAUCAUUUAGAGUCAUAGCCCAAAUCCUUGAUUACUCUCAAAACAACAGUCCUCACCAGAAGUUUCUAUUUGAUGUUUUGGAGACACUCCCAGAAGAAUUGACGGAAAAUAAAAAGAUCAUUAUAGACGAUGAGAAGAGGAAGUUGAUUGCUCAAGACAUCAAAAACAAGCAAAUGCUCGAUAUCCUAACCUACCUCCAAACUCAAUGGAAUACAGUCCCAGAAGAUUCGAUUAAGUAUCACAUUCUGAGAUCAUAUAAAAAGUGGUUGGAAUUCAUGAAAUCUAGCAUAACAGAAGAAGAAGUAAUUAAAAACCUUAAAUUAGGCUAUUCAAUUUAUGUAAUUGAGCAGCCAAACUACCCUAUUCAAAGGUACAUUGGAAUCCAUAAGUAACGAGGAAUUGUAGAGCAAAGCAGUCGAAGCAAUAUGCACAUUUGUUGGUAUUAUCCCAAAAACAAUAUGCGAAUAACCUCAAAUAGAACCUUAGGUUUUGCAAAUAUUAUUCGAUGAGAUGUAUAAGACAUUUCCUUCAUGCAAGAAGGCAUUGGAUGAAGAAGCAGGUGAAGAGAUUCAUAACCUCGUUAAAUUAUAUUCUAAGGCAGGUAAGAAAUUUAUUCACAAAAUUCUACUCAACACAUAAUUGGAACCAUUUAUACAGACACUGCUAUGGGUGUUUUGCCAUGAAAAUUCUUUUACUGAGAGUGACAUCUUGACUGAUUUUUGGAUUAAAAUGAUCAAGACUAUUAGGAUUAUGAAUGAUUUGUAAUUGUAGAACAAGUUCUCGUUAACCUUUGAAUAACUUAUCAACGGGUGUGUUUAAAAGAGUAAAGUGAAUAAAAUACUUUUGGCUGAGUAUGGCAUUUCACCUUAGAUUAAGGAUGAAUUUGAGUAGUAAUUGGAUACCAGAUCACAAAUGAAAGAAAUCAUGGAAGAAUUAGUGACAAUCAUACAACCAAAUCUAAUUAUUCAACAUUUGGGAGGCAUAUUAAAGAAGGAAAACUUUCCAUAAAUGAGUGAGAAUGGUUGGAUUACAUUCGAAGCCUGUAUGAAUUUAAUAAGUGGAAUUAUUAAAUAAAUUAUACUGAAAAAUGAUUAGGUUGGAGUUUAAUAUUUAAUGGAAAUUAUCAAGUUAUAUUUAGAUGUGUAUUAGUAAUAGCCAUUAGCCAGCAACAAUUUCAUAAUGAAAUCAGGUAUGAAUAAAUUCUAAAUUAGUUUUCAAAACUAUAUCCCAAGGUUGUGCUUAAUUGAUUUCCUCCACUGAACUGUUGCCCUCUCUAUUUAAUUUCAUAACAAUAGGAAUUCAUCAUUAAGUAUCAUCUGUUUAAAAGAAAGCCACUAAAGCAUUCUAAUUGAUUUGCUAAUAAAAUCAAAAUUUUGUGUUGCUUCAUUUGAAUCAAUUUUUAGAUCUCAUCUUUAAAUUGCAAUAAGUGUAAUCUAUCUUCUCUAUCAUUUAGGUCUAAUUAUGACAAUUUAAUUAAAGGAGUAGCAAAUGCAAUAUGUUCAAGUUAAGAGACCAUGUAAAAUUAUUAUUUAAAGUUGUGUUCAAUCUUUGCUUAAAAUUUAGUUCAAUUGUAAUAGUAAAUCGAAGAAUUGCUGGUGAAAUCUAUGGGAUCAGAUAUGUUGGAGGAGAAGAUUAAACAAUUCAGCAAAAACAUCUCCAGUUUAGCUUAUGUGAAUAGCUAGAUUCCUGCAAAUGAAUCGGAUGAGUAUUUAGCAGUUAGAGUUUUAAUUGUUAAUGUCUAUUAAUAACUUUGGCCAAUGUUAAAAUUUGGCAUGGAGAGAAUAGCCAUCUUUGAGCAUGGAGUAGCAGAGAAAAUAGUGAGAUACACAAAACACACUUUUAGAAAAACCUUUAAUUAAUUUUCAGUUGAGUUACUCACCUAAGUCUUUUAGAGUUUCUUGAGUGUCUAUAGAUAAGUUCCAAUAACAGCUUGUAUCUACGUAGCAGAGGUAUCAGCAACUGUAUUUUAUAAAUACCCUGAAUAUCGUAAUCUGUUGUCAGAGGCCUUUGAGAAUCUAUGCAACAUUACAUUCCAACAUUUACCUCAAUUGUCAAGUUUCGAAGAGAACCCUGACUUGACAGAAGAUUUAUUUGGAAUGCUUGUAAGAUAUGGUAGAUACACACCAGUUUUAUUGUUGCAAAGUUCAGCAUUAUAAACAAUUUUGUAAUUGACUCUGAUGGCCAUUGGAUUGGAACAUGUAGGUGCUGCAAAAGUAUUUUACUCCUGGUUAGAAGUGACUUUCUUAAUGUUGAAACCAUAAGAUGAAGCAUUCAAAGUUCAAAUCCCAUAGGAAUAUAAAGACAGUAUCAAUUAAUAUAAAUUAUUAGAAUUCCAAUAGAUCAUCACUCCAUUUAUUCCUCAAUACACGUCAAAGUUAUUUGAAGCACUAAGAAAGGGACCAACUGAUGAAGAAGUAGAAGAUUACAUCGAGGAUUGCAUCAUAGCUUUAUCUAAACUCUCGUUCAUAGAAUAUCACAAAUUGUUGAGUUAGGUCUUGGAGGAGGGACCGUAAAACAUCUUGACUCAAUCGGAGAAAAAAACAUGGAUAGAAAAUAACUAGGAUGUUGAAAAGUAAUAGCAAUAUUUAAGGCUCUACACAAGGAGAUGUAUUUAGAAUGCUUUAAGAGGGUGA
Molecule: messenger RNA, 3044 nt
Organism: Paramecium octaurelia
Lineage: Eukaryota; Ciliophora; Oligohymenophorea; Peniculida; Parameciidae
Source: the annotation of a GenBank genome assembly